GCAUAUAUUCUUCAGGUUUAUAAACAAAUUAAAUAUCUAUCUAUUAAUACGUCCUCCAUGAGUAUUUCUUUAAAAAAUCGGUACUUUUUUGGCUCACGACAUAGACCAAUAAACCACACACGUUCACGAAUUAUAUUAUCAGCGACUUAAAUCAGUAUUCAGUUGGAUCUUAAUAUAAUAUCGAUGAGGAAAUAUUGUUGAUUAGUAAUUGGGUUCGGUGUACAAUCGUUGGUACAAACCACUACAAAACAUCCAGCGAUUCAUAGUACAAGUCGAUCCCGGGGCCGUCACAUUUUCGUAAAACGAUUAGUUUUCGAGAAUUCCACCAAGCGCUAGGAUCGUUAAACAUUAUAAAACCACAACAAUACGUAAUAGGAUUUCCGAUCUAUUUAAUCUUUUACCUAUGAACUAUUAUACUGGACAACAUGCACAGGUAUGCGAGUAAUUUAGUGUUGCGCACAUUGUUCACAGUCCAGCUCUCCAUAUCCCGUCUGUAAUAGUGGUAGUUCUCCUUUCCUCAUUGGCCGAAUGCAUCCGCAGUCGCAGAACUACAGUGGACGUAGUGUGCUGGAUCGGACGACACGACUACCGGUGUGAUCAUACCUAGAUGUUUACGGUCACGGGAAUGGCGGUGGCAGCUUUAAAAUAUUAUUAAUUACGUAUUACGUGUAAUACGUCAAAGCAGCAAUGUAGUCUGUAAGCUUUGAUAACCCGGUAAAGCAUUUAACCUAAAAUUACUGUAGGAACAACACCGGUAAAUAUUCAACACGCACGCGCGCCGUUUUCGUAUCCGAUUACCCCUACUAUCGGUGGUUUUUUUUUUUUUUUUGCAAAAUUGCCAGACCGACAUAUAAAAAUUCUGAGCUAUCAAUUAUCAUAGACACACACAGACCGUUGUAUCACAUAAGGCAUUCACACGUAUUGUCCGACACACUCGUGUUACAAUACGCUCCGCGCUCGCUUCAAAUCCGUUCGUACGUCAGCUGCCAACUAUGUUCACGUCUUUUGUUAUUCUUUAAUAUUAUUGUUUUCAAUUUGUGUUUUGUAGGUGCGCCUAAUUUUCUAGUCUUUUAACCCGUACCUUUUGGCCCGUAUUUCCAAAAUAAUCCGUAACAAUAUGUACAACCUCAGUCGCUUAGGACGCAACGUGUCGGAAAAUGUUUUCAAGACUGCGUCCAUUUCGUCGGUCCGCGGGCUCCAUGAGAUGCCCGACCAUCUCAAGGAAGUGCCCACUGCCGAGAACCCGCGUUUCUUCGACAUGGUCGAGUAUUUCUUUCACCGGGCAUGUCAAGUGGCCGAGGACAAGCUUGUCGAAGACAUCAAAGCCAAGAUGUCCGUAGAAGACAAAAGGAAAAAAGUCAAGGGGAUAUUGUUGGGCAUGCAGCCAUGCGAUCAUAUAUUGGAGACUUCUUUUCCGGUCCGCAGGGAUAGCGGCGAUUACGAGAUGAUUACGGGAUACCGUGCUCAACACAGUACUCACAGGACACCGUGCAAGGGAGGUGAGUAAAAAAAUUAUAGUUGCUUUAUUAUCCACCUAUUCCAUAUUUCCAUUAUUCAUAUACUAAUUUGAAUACCUAUUAUUAUAUCAAUGAACAUUUUUGUUUUUUUUUUUUUUUAAGUUGUUAAUAUUGAAUAUACACUAAUAAUUCAUUAAAUUCACGAAAUGCAAAAUAAAAGAUAAUUCUCGGUUAUUUAGUUCAAAUAUCAAAACACAUUGUCAUUUUGACCCCCAGAAAAUUUAUUUAACUUGUAUCUACUAAAUUAACAAAUUGGUAUAAAAAAUAAAUUGUAGGAAAAAAAAAAGUUGGAAAAACAAACUAUUCUUAGGUAUUUGUUUAAUAAAUAUUUAGUUCACACUCAAAUGGGAUGAAUCAGAAUUUUAAAAACAUCAAAUUGUAAGGAAAUUAUCGGAUUAUUGAAAAAAAAAAAAACACAUUUAAUUAAUCUUAAAUAUGUUAUUAGGUCUGCUACAUGAUUAAUUACCUAUAAGAACUAGGUGUUGUAAUUUUAAUAAGGUACCAAUAAAAAUAUUAUAAAAUAAAAUUUUAUGAAUUUGUUUUAUUUAUUUCUGCCUAAAAAAGUAGGUAGUUAGGAAAAUGUUUGAAUUAAAAAUAAAGUACUUAUUGUAAAAUUCCAAUAGUUUGCUUACUCCGUUCAAAACCUAAACUGAUUGACUAGGUAUUAAUUAUUAAUAUCAAAUUUACAAGAAAAAGUUUACGCAAAAUAAUAUAAAUAACGUUGUCUGUUAUUUUCAUAGAAGUACUUUUAAAUUUAUCCUAAAUAGUACGCAAGUUCUUUAUACAUAAUGAUAGUUAUGGUUUUAUAAUUGUUAAAAUUAGCUUUAUAAUCUAUAAUAAUCUGUAGCAAUUAAAUAGGUUUUAAAGAAUGUUUUAUUAACUAAAAAGACUAGUAAAUAUCUAUAAUAAAUUUUAAUUGCUAUUUAAGAAAUUUGUUAAUAUUUAAACGUAUAUUUGUUCAUAUACUUAUUAUUGCCUUUAUAGUUAAUAACCUUUUAUAAUUCAAUUUGAAUAUAGAUUAUCAAAGUAGGUACCUAAUAAAAUUAAUUGACUACAUACAUCAUUUGGUAGGUACUUAUAAUAGAUUUUCUUAAUUAAUGUCUUGUAAUAACUAACUAAUAAUAACUGUGUAUUACUCUAUAUUUUAUUAAUUUUUAUUAAAAAGUUUAUAAAUUUAAAUAAUAUUUAUUAUCGUACCUAUAUAACAUUUUAAUUUUUUGGAUUGGAAAAAAAUAAUACUUUAUAAAACCUACUUAGGUACCUAUAUAAUUUAAAUAAUUAUUAACUACUCAAGUGAUCAUUAUCAAUACACAAAUAAUUAAAUUGGAUACCUAUUUGUUUAAAUCUAUAUUAUUUUACUGGGUGUUAUACAGUUUAAAAUAUCUGACAAAUACCUAGCAGAUAUGGAUUUAAUUUCUUUAAGAUUAAAUAAUUAAAGACACUUUAUAAAAAAGUAUUGUUUUGUAUCCUUGAAAAUGUCCAAAAUCGCUAUUGUUUAAUAUAGUUAAUUAGACAUCUUUAUUAAAAUUGACCAGUAAACUUCUUUGAUGUUGUGCAAUUUAAGAUAAGGGCAAAUUAAUUUAUAGGAUGAUUUGUGAUCCUGAAUAAGAAGUUAUCGAUUUUCUAGAAAGUUCAUUAUUUACAGUGUUUUUUUUUCAGUUUUUUAUUUCAAUAUGAAAUCAUUAGAGGUGCCUAGCAUUUUAUAUUUACACUUAACUCUCAAAUGAAUAAUUGGAACAGUGAAUACGAACGAGAAAUCUAAAAAUAGAUGAGAAAUGUAUACUCCUUUCUAUUUGGACAGUCUAAAUUUUAUAUUGUUGUAAUAAAAAAAUAGAUUAGAUUAUCAACAUUAAUAGUUAUAAAAGUAAACUAAUAAAAUAAUCGAGAAUAAAAAAUAUUUAUUGCAAGUAUUUUAGUUGAGUAUAUAAAUAGAUAAUCAAAUUUAUAUAUUCAAUUUAUGUUUAGUGUUAGCAGCGUAUAUGAUUGUUAUAUUUUAUAAAGAAUUAUGAUUUUUAUUUGUAUAGUACAAUGUUAUUAUAGGUAUACGAUUUUCUUUGGAUGUUUGUCGUGAUGAAGUCAAAGCUUUAGCUGCUUUGAUGACUUUCAAGUGUGCGUGUGUUGAUGUACCAUUUGGCGGUGCAAAAGCCGGUAUUAAAAUAAAUCCAAAACUGUAUUCUGAAAAUGAAUUGGAACAAAUUACCAGACGGUUCACAUUAGAACUGGCAAAGAAAGGAUUUAUUGGUUAGUAUCAAUAAUGUUAAUUAUUAUUUUAUUAUACAAUUUUUAGUUAUUAAAUGUGUUGUUAAAAAGUAAUUUUGCCCAAUAUAAAUGACCUCAAAAAAAAGUUACGACAAGGACACUGUGAGAGACAAUGUAGGAAAUGACGUGGCAUAAAUAAUAGGAUUAAGCUCAAUUAAUCAUAAUAAUAGGGCUGUUGACUUGUAGGAUUUAAUUGAAAAUAAGUUUGUAAUAAAUUAAGUGUUCCAAUUGAUAAUUUGUGUACAAUAUUAAUUUUUUUUGUUUAUGUUUAUUUUAAUGUCUUAAUUAUUAACUAUAAUAUUUAUAUUUAAAUAAGUAUUCGUUAAUUAAUAUAUUAAUUACAUUUUUGUAUUUUUUAGGACCCGGUGUUGAUGUGCCUGCUCCAGACAUGGGAACUGGUGAACGUGAAAUGUCAUGGAUAGCUGAUACGUAUGCUAAAACUAUAGGUAAUUUAUAUUAAUUAUGUUUUUGUUUGAUAUAAAUUAUCAAUUCUUAUUUGAAUAUCAUAAUGAGUUCAUUUUUCUCUAUUAUAUUUUAAUUUAUAAUUUAUGAUAACCUUGUUAAAAAAAAAAAAAAAAGUGUCAAACCAUCUAAUAAUUAUUACAUUAACAUAAAUAUAUGCUGAUUAUAUGGUUCUCUUAUAUAGGGCAUUUAGACAUUAACGCCCAUGCUUGUGUAACUGGUAAACCAAUUAAUCAAGGUGGAAUCCAUGGUCGUGUAUCAGCUACUGGCAGAGGGGUUUUUCAUGGAUUAGAAAAUUUCAUAAUGGAAGCUAAUUACAUGAGCUUAAUUGGUACCACACCAGGCUGGGGUGGUAAAACUUUUAUUGUUCAAGUUUGUGAUUUACAUUUUAUUAUGAUUAAUUUAUAACCAAAUUUGUUUUAAUUUUAAUGUUUUAAUAUUUAAGGGCUUCGGUAAUGUUGGUUUACAUUCAAUGCGUUACUUGCACAGAGCUGGUGCUACGUGUAUUGGUGUUAUUGAACACGAUGGUGCAAUUCAUAAUCCAGAUGGAAUUGACCCCAAAGUAAUGCAUUCUAGUUAAGAUAAUUAAAUAUAAUUUAAAUUGUCUAAUCAAUUAUUAUUUCAGGCAUUGGAAGAUUGGAGAAUUGACAAUGGUACAAUAGUAGGUUUUCCAGGUGCUCAGCCAUACACUGGCGAGAACCUUAUGUACGAACCCUGUGAUAUAUUGGUACCAGCUGCUACUGAGAAAGUUAUAACAUCAGCUAAUGCCCACAAAAUACAAGCAAAAGUAAAAACUAAAUUAAUUUUAUUACAGAUUAUAGCAUAAUAAAAUUGUUAUUUUUCAGAUUAUCGGUGAAGCUGCCAAUGGACCAACAACUCCUGCUGCUGACAAAAUCUUGAUUGAGCGUAACAUUUUAAUCGUUCCAGAUUUAUAUAUAAAUGCUGGUGGUGUAACCGUUUCAUUCUUUGAGUGGUUAAAGAAUUUGAACCAUGUUUCCUAUGGUCGUUUAACAUUCAAAUAUGAACGGGAAUCAAAUUAUCAUUUGUUGGGUAAAACAAGAAUAUUAUAAAUUUAUUUAAUCCGGAUCAUAUAACUAAUAUUGUAUAUUUGUAUGGUUUAGAAUCUGUGCAAGAAUCAUUGGAACGUCGUUUCGGUCGUGUAGGAGGAAGAAUUCCAGUCACUCCUUCAGAAUCUUUCCAAAAACGCAUAUCGGGUGCAUCUGAAAAAGAUAUAGUGCAUUCCGGUCUAGAUUAUACAAUGGAACGUUCAGCAAGAGCAAUUAUGAAAACCGCUAUGAAAUAUAACUUGGGUCUAGAUCUUCGUACUGCCGCUUAUAUAAAUUCUAUUGAGAAAAUUUUCACUACUUAUAAGGAAGCUGGACAAACUUUCUAAGAUAAAUCUUUUGGUGAAAGCUUAUUAAGUAAUUUAGUUGUUCAUAAAACAUAGGCCAAAUUCAUAUUUGUUUACCACAAACAAAAAUUAUUGUAACCACAUUUUAAUUUUAUCAAUUACUGUUACUAACAUAAUUAAUUAUGAUUAAUCACAAAGAUAAUAUUAUUAUAAAGAAAUGAAUAGUUUUCCCUCACAAAAUAUUCAUCUCUUAAAUAAAACACACAUUUUAAAGUUCCUUAGAGUACAAAAUCAAUGUUGUUUGUUAUUUUGUAAGAUAUUUAAAUAUUAUUUUAAUUUAUAAUAAAUUAUUCAAUUAUUACUAAUUAUUAUACAACAUUGGAUUUGUACUUAAAAAAAAAAAAAAUAGUGAUUUUUUAGUAUCAGUAUUCCUUGAUAUCAAUAAUUUUUCAAUUACGUCUUAUUACAUAUGAAUACCAUUGUUCUUGUUGUAGGAUCUUGGUAACCUAGACCAAAUUAUUACUUAAAAUUUAUUAAUUUUCAUGAAUUUGGCUAACUGUUUUAUUAAUACUGGAAGAAUGUAAACGCUGUUAUACUAUAACCUUUUUGUAUUGUUUAUGACCAAUUCCAUCAUAUUUUCCUCUUUACUUUUAAGACAACCGGUUUACAAAUUUACUCGGUAUUGUAAUAAAUUAAUAAACAUUUAAUUUUAUGUCUUCUGGUCAAUAUCAAAUUUAACUAUCAAAAAGCAGUUUUUAUAAAUUGUCUGGACCAAACUGUACAACAUGUUAGUUACAGACAUUAGCCUAUCAAUGCUCCUGUAUUCACAAUUAUUAUUUGUAUUUUUUUUGUACAGUAUUUGAGCAAAUUUGUAUUUAUUUGUUUUUAGAUGAUUCUAUUUUAUUUUUAUAGAUUAUUGAAAAAAAAAACUAAUUUUUAAUUUAUAAAUAAAUCAAAUAAUAGUGUAAAAAGUAACAGGCAUCUCAUAUUAUGAUAUACGUAAUAUAAUAUGUAAAAUUAAAUUAGGCCUAAACAUGGAUUUUUUUUUUGAAUUUUAUACCCUGUUAAUUUUAGAUAAUUAUUUAAACAAAAUAGUGUUUAAAUUGUAAGAAUAACCACUGAUCAGUAAAAUAAUGAUAAUACAAUAAUACAUACAUUUAUGUUACUAAAAUUUGGUGUGUUUUUAUGUUUUGUAUGUUUGUACAGUAAUUCAAUUUGGCAUUUAGUUUUUAAUUUAAUAGCUAAAUAGCCAUAAUCCGUAACAAAUUAAGUAUUUUGAUUCUAUAUACCUAGACAAUGUAAUUAUAGCAAAGAUAAACAUAAAUAGAUGAUCAAUAAAACAAGUAAUGAAAGGGACACGUCUAAUAAUAUGUGACCUACCACUAAACUAUUGUACUAAUAUGUGACCUAUCCACCGUAUAAAAUUGUUUUUAGUAAAUGUACUUUUACAUUAAAAAUAUUUUUACUUUUCCUUUCGCAUAUUUUCAAUACUCUAUCACAUACUAUGCCAUUCUUCAACUUUUAACAUAUUUUUUUAGUAAUAAUGAUUUAUAAUACAUUACAUUAUUGUAAAAAUCGAUAUUAUGUAUCUACUUAAUAUAUGAUUUUUUUUAGAC
This is a messenger RNA of Cinara cedri, 7205 nucleotides long. The record is from the annotation of a GenBank genome assembly. NCBI's taxonomy places the organism in Eukaryota, Metazoa, Arthropoda, Insecta, Hemiptera, Aphididae.